Scophthalmus maximus (turbot) is the source of this 3830-nucleotide messenger RNA. RefSeq names its product SH2 domain containing 3Cb (gene sh2d3cb). Gene Ontology annotation, biological process: positive regulation of peptidyl-serine phosphorylation; small GTPase-mediated signal transduction. Gene Ontology annotation, molecular function: guanyl-nucleotide exchange factor activity. The record is from RefSeq and is a predicted model, not a curated record. NCBI's taxonomy places the organism in Eukaryota, Metazoa, Chordata, Actinopteri, Pleuronectiformes, Scophthalmidae. The coding region runs from base 395 to 3049 and encodes 884 amino acids. The transcript has 13 exons.
CACUGGAUUCAUGACAUGAUCAUAUUGCACAACUGCAGCUGUAAAGUUCAAAAGCAGAAAGUUCAAAACUUAACAAGGUUCUCUUGAGCAACGUCCCGACAUCGCUCCUCGCCCCUCGUCGUGCUUCUCUUCACGCGAGAGGUUUAGUUCUGACUGACUGUCAGUAAAACUGUUUUCUCUCUUUGUGUGAGUCCGCCACAGUUUCCACUGCAGCGUGUGACUGUUGCAUCAACUCUACUGUGAAAUUGACACCCAGAGAGUUUCCGCUGUGAGGACGAGACAGGAAGCAGAUUGUGAUCAUCAUCAUCAUCAUCAUCAUCAUCACCACCACCAUCGUCGUCGCGCUGCAGGAACCAGAGGACGGCACAGAGAUUCAGGCUCUAACGUCUGAACCAUGAGCAAACGGAAACUGAAUGAGAUUAUGUGCAGUGGAAUCAGGAAGACGGAGACGGCGGACGUCGUGAGCAGAGGUCUCAAGUGGUUCGGGAGCUUCACCAAUCUCUCCACCCGCCGCCCCCGGUCCAACGGCGGCAUCAAGGACGCGCCCGCCCAGGAGCAUGACGGGAGCAUCGGUGGAGCCAAGUCAGCGGCGGCGGGGGGCCGGUCUGUCGACGACGCGGAGUCCUCCCUCCGCAACCCCGGCUACGCCCGCUCCAGUGACAUGUACACACAUGUGGGCACGGUGCCGCGCAGCGAGAAGACGACGAGGAGGAGCUGGAGGGGGGUGAAGGAGAAAAAGAAGAGCAAGAGGGAGGAGGAGGAGGGGGGGGUGAGCGGAGGAGGGCAGAGCCAGGGGAAGGCGGGGGAACAUGUCCAGGACUCCCCCCUGCUCAGUGCCCUGUCCAGCCUCAGUGUGACCAGUCUGGACCGACCUGCGCCGGUCUCUGCACCGGCCCGGUCGCUGCCCGACACGCCGACGCCCAGCUGGGCUUCACCUUUGACCUCAGCGCCCGACGGCCGCUGCUGCAGUCGUCCCCCGGGAAACCCCGCUAAGAUCCAGGGAGCUCCAUCGAGGAGCGGGGAAGCUUCAGAGCCGUCGGACAUGACGACUAACAGAGUGGUUUCGCCACAGGACGUGUACGUGCCGAUGGACCCGAUCGCCGAAGCUGCUCGAGACCGACAGGAGCGCGCACAGGAAGCCACGGACCCUGCGAACGGCUCACAGGAAGUGGCGAGCGGCGAAAGGCGGCGCCACGUGACGGGCGGCGGUGGAGAGUACGUGAAGUUCUCCAGAGGGAAGUUCUGCUUGGAGCCGCCGUCAGACAAACAGAGGAAGCAGCUGGAGGAGGAGCUGAAGCUGAGCGGCACAAACCUGAGGAGCCACGGCUGGUACCACGGACACAUCCCCUGGCAGGUGUCGGAGAGUCUGGUGGUGAAAGACGGCGACUUCCUCAUCAGAGACUCUCAGUCCAGUCAGGGCGACUUUGUCCUCACCAGCCGCUGGGAGCAGACGACGCUUCACUUCCUCGUCAGACAGACGGCGGUUCAGUCCAGUGACGCGUACACGCGGGUCCAGUACAGUCUGGAGGGCGAGUGCUUCGACACCUUGCAGGCCCUGGUCCACUUCUACGUGGGCAGCAGGGCGGUUCUGACCCGGUGGAGCGGCGCUCAGAUUCACCAGCCGGUGAACAGGAUGCUGCCGCUCAGCUAUCUGGACACGGCCUUCUGCACCACCGUCAGCCCGCCGUCCUGCCACGGAGAGGGGACGGUCCGUCCGAGGAGUCCUUCCUCUCUCCACCACAGGGAGGCAGACCUGAGCAGAGGACGGGACAACCACUCUGCUGGAGAAUCAUCUCCCUCGACUCCAAACAGCAACAACACCCCGCAGCCCAGAAGCCCUUGCAGUGGCCAGGCAGCCAGUGUGGCUCCAUCUCCAUCCCUCUCCAGGCGCUCGAACACCACCCAACCCACGUCCUCCCCGAACAGCGGCAACAACAGAUCCCAUCCUCAUCAGCACCAGGACUCUCUAUCCUCUGAUUCGGAUGGAAGCUGCUACACUGAGCUGUACCCGGGCCCCCAGAGCUACGUGGAGAGGCUGCGGGUGGAGGAAGGGUCAGUGGCCGUCGAUCCACUGAGGCUGGAGGAUGGGACUGGGUUCUUUUCACCGAUGGUCGAGGCGGUUUCUUCCUUCAGACCGAGCAAGUACGAGUCGCGGCUGAUGCCCCUGGAGAACAAGCCUUUGGAGGUGGCCAUUCUGCGAAGGGUGAAGGAGCUUCUAGCCGAGAUCGACCCCAGGACGGCGGCGAAACACAUCACCAAGGCCGACUGCAUGGUGGCCAGAAUUCUGGAGGUGACUCCGGAGGUGCAAAGGAUGAUGGGAGUCAGCUCUGGAAUGGAGCUGCUCACGUUGCCACAUGGCCAGCAGCUGAGACUGGACCUGCUGGAGAGGUUUCAAACCAUGGCGAUCACGUUGGCGGUGGACGUGUUGGGCUGCACGGGGACGACCGAGGAGCGAGCCAGUCUGCUCCAUAAAAUCAUCCAAAUCGCUGCUGAGCUCAAAAGCACCAUGGGAAACAUGUUCGGCUUCGCUGCCGUCAUGCGAGCCCUGGAGCUGCCGCAGGUGUCCCGUCUGGAGCUGACGUGGAUGGCGUUACGGCAGCGGCACACAGAGGGCGCCAUUCUCUACGAGAAAACUCUGAGGCCGUUUAUGAAGAGCCUCAAUAGUGGGAGAGAAAGCUGUCCGCUGUCCACCACCACCUUCCCCCACGUCCUCCCACUCUUGUCUCUGCUGGAGAAGAGCGUGGCGGUGGGCGAGGGGGCAGAGCCGUGGGAGACGGUGGAGGUCGGCGUGGACGUGGUCAUGUUCCACCUGGGGGCGGCGAGGACCAUCGCACAGCUGGGGGGCAUCUACAGAUCCAAUGCUGAGAGCAAACUACAGGGUUUCCAGGAGCAUUCCGAGGUCCUGGAGCUGUUCCAGACCGACUUCCAGCUGAGGCUGCUGUGGGGCAGCAGGGGGGCCACGGAGAACCGGGCUCUGCGAUACGCCAAGUUUGACCAGGUGCUGACCGCCUUGUCCAACAAGCUGGAGCCGCCUGUCAGAUCACGCUGACCUCAGAGCUGGAUGAGCGACCAGUCAUUUUCUGCAUCAUCGGGACAGUCGGUCAGACACUGAGCAGCUCCCCCCCAGCAGUUGGGGGUUCUGAUACCUUGCUCAAGGGCAGUUGGAAGGAAGAGCACAAUGGCGUUUGUAUUUUCAAAUCAACCAGACUCCUAACAGUGCUCCCCGUUUCUGCCCUUAAACGCAACGGACAAACAGUUGAGAGGCGAAAGAAACGUUUCUGCAGCAGAACCAAUGUUGGCAUCAAAGGGGGUUCUGAGGCUAAAUGGUUAUGUUUGUGUUACCGUUCCUGUGAAACUGAUCCCAACUGGCCUGAUCCGGGGCCGAGUGAAGGUUAUAUUUGACAACUCUCCUUGGGUAGUUGUAUAAAGGGGCAUUUUGACCAGAAUAAAGUAGUUUCUGGAAGACACCUCUAGAUAUGUGAAACAUUUGUGUUUCCCUCUACCACUCUCAUCCCUACAUUUAGCACCGAUCACAGUAUAUUCUGAACCGAAGACUUUGACUUUGCUUAAGUCAGAAACCAGCAUGCUGUCCUGCUGGCGAAUCUGUUGGGUGCACUGUCCUCUGUAGGCAUAAUUCAGUAAGCACGACCGUGUCGUCCCGUGAGUAAUUAUACUAGACUGUCACGCAGUAAAGGUCAUACCUCCAACAAGGCCAACAGUCCCCUUCUGCAACCACAUUUAAAUCUGCUAAAUAUGGAUCCAUUAAUUUGGGACAAUCUGUGAAAAUUAACAACAAGAAACCUGUCAAAUAUUAAAGAAUGUAAAUCCUG